AUGUCUUUUCUCACAACAACCCACCAAACCCUCACUCUCACCCCUAUUCCUCCUCAUAUCCCCAAGACCCAGGUGCUUGCCCUACUACACAAUCAUUCGAAAAUGAUAAGCUUGAACCCCCUAGUCACAGCCCAUACUCUCCUCCCACCCACGCAUAUCCUUGCCGUCGAUUUCUUCAAAACCGAGCCCCCAUCCCUCCAACCAAGCACUUCGUGUCCCUGUGAAAUCUGGGAAAUAACAGAUGAUAUGUCCGCCGUGGAAGGAGACAAUGGAGGAGGAUGGCGAGGCGGCUGGGCAAAACGGUUUGUCCCCGAUAAAAUCACUUAUACAUCGAGUCUCCAAGAUCGCGAAGAUGGAUUAGUUAGUGUUACGCAUGCGCCAAUGGGGGUACACAGUGUGACGACGUGGAUUGUGAGGGAAGCGGGGCCGGGGGAAAGUUCGUUAAUGCUUGGGGAGGGGCGAUUGGUGCUCGAGGAGAAGGGGGUUGUGAGAGCGAGUAGAAUGUUGAUGGGAUUUAUAAAGACGACCUUGCAGGAGAGUCAUGAGAAGUUGGUAAAGGACUUCAUGAAGGUUUUGAAGGGGGAGGGUGCGGAUGGAGAAGAGGUGGAAAAUGGUGCGAAGGGGGAAUUAUAG
Molecule: messenger RNA, 633 nt
Organism: Botrytis fragariae
Lineage: Eukaryota; Fungi; Ascomycota; Leotiomycetes; Helotiales; Sclerotiniaceae
Exons: 2
Coding region: 1-633 (210 amino acids)
Source: RefSeq, a predicted model, not a curated record